Racocetra fulgida is the source of this 144-nucleotide messenger RNA. NCBI's taxonomy places the organism in Eukaryota, Fungi, Glomeromycota, Glomeromycetes, Diversisporales, Gigasporaceae. The record is from the annotation of a GenBank genome assembly.
UUAGAGAAAGUAAAGAUUAUAUAGUUCAACAAAUUUAUCUAGAAUAUGUCAAAGUUGCUGAAAUAGCUAUAUGUCAGUAUAAUGAUGAACUUUUGUAUGAAUUAAAUUCAUAUGUUAGAAUGGUAAAAACUAGCAUACGUACAU